Messenger RNA from Adelges cooleyi (spruce gall adelgid), 1639 nucleotides. RefSeq lists its product as uncharacterized. Lineage: Eukaryota; Metazoa; Arthropoda; Insecta; Hemiptera; Adelgidae. The coding region runs from base 386 to 862 and encodes 158 amino acids. The record is from RefSeq and is a predicted model, not a curated record. The transcript has 8 exons.
UUUAACUAAGUAAUAAGUAUAGUUUAUAGUUUAUAAUAAUUAAUACACAGAAAUAGAAUAAUGGCUUUUACAUUAUUAUUUAUUAUUUAUAAUAUUCUGUUGGUGUGUUUGUGCGUCUGUAUAUUCAGUUUCGAUUCAAACCGCAUUGGUGUAAGGUGUAUUUUGUUUUUGUGCAAUGUGAAUAAUAAAUUAAUAAUAACGAGAAAAUCACUCGUGGCUUACUACAAACUUAUGAACAGAAACAUAGUUGUAAUUUCUUGUACAAAGACGAAAGACUGUUGGACAAAAUUGAAACACAGUGGGACGAUUUUCUCGUAGUUUGUGUGAAAUUUCAGUUGGUUUGUAAAACAAGUCCCUUCUGGCUGACGAUCGCCUUUGUUGAAAAAUGAAUGAGCUUCACAUGAAUUCAAAAAACGAGAUCAAGAAAGUGAAGAAAAAUUUGGACAUCAUUUGUGGUAUUUCAUCUGAAGAGAAAAAAAAACAAAUACAUGAACACUUGAUAAACCAUAUAACCGCUUUCAUUGAUGAUAUAGUUUUAGAAUCUAACAAAGAUAAACAAAAUAUUAUCAAAAAAAUUGAAGAUUUAUUGGUUGAAAAAGAUAUUUUGGAAAAGGAACUUCAGAUGAGCAUUCUUGUUGAUGAUCAUAAUAAUGAUGCCACGCCCUUGAUUGAUGUUCAAAUAAAUAUUGCUAAAGCGUUGAAGGGAUGUAGAAAAAUCAAAGAAGAAUGUAUGAAAGAAUUAAAAAGACUUCAAGAUAAUGGAUUGAAAAAUGUGGACAAACAACUUGUGGCUAACUACAAACUUAUAAACAGAAAAAUAGUUGUCAUUUCUUUUACAAAGACGAAAAACUGUUGGACAUAAUUGAAUCACAGUGGGACGAAAUGAAAAACAAUACAAAAUCUCCACUGAAUAUAAAGCCUAAAACUCAAGUUUUAAAUAAAGUUCAAUUUACACAAGCUGUUGCUAACAACAAAAGGAACAUAGCCACAAUAUCUGGAAACCACGCAUUUAAGGUCCGUAAAUGAGCAUGGACCAUGAAGCAGCUCUGCCUAGUAUAACACCCAGAAGGGACUUGUUUUCUGAAAACACAAAUGUCGCUGUAUUGGUACCAUCAUAUUCUACAAAUUUAUGACAGACAUUUUACACAAACCAACUGAAAUUUCACACAAACUACGAGAAAAUCAUCCCACUGUGUUUCAAUUUUAUCCAACGGUCUUUCGUGUUUGUACAAGAAAUGAUAACCAUUUUUUUGUUCAUAAGAUUGUACUAAGCUACAAGUGAUUUUCUCGUAUUUUGUGAAAUAUUCACAUUGCACAAUAAACAAAAUACACCUUAUACCAGUACGCUUUGAAUCGAAACUGGAAAUACACACGGGCAAACUCAUUUUUAAUAAAUAAUCAGGGUUUUUGUAUAAAUUUUUUAUUUUUUUGUCAAUAUGAUUUCGUUAAAAUUGUUUUUUUGUAUUUGAUUUCUGGAUACUAACGUAGCUUGUUUAAUGUGUAUAUUAAUAACUUUUUUAAAGUUUUAUGUUAUGAGACUUAUCACUAAUGUUCAAUCAACUAUUCUUUGUAUUUAAGUAUAUUGUGAAUCUAAUGUUUGUUUUUUAUUAUAAAUACAAAUUGUAAGUUUAAUAUUGGA